AUGCCUGCUGAUUGGACCGAUCCCAAUGACCCAACGUUGUCGCAGCGGAAUCCUUUUCAAACAGGACAAAUUGCUGAAGUACCCAGAGAUGUGAAGGCACCCGUUGUUUACGAUCCAACGUUACGGCUCAUUUUGCGUCAGAUGUUCAAAGAGCUUCGUGUUGAUCCAUUGGAGAAGACUUUCUUUUCGCGCAAUGCAAAAGUUUCUUUGUCUUCUCUGAACAUGAAAGUUAUUGGAUCGUAUCUGGAGAUGGAUACUCUGGAAAAUGAGCUAUCUAUAAAGGAGCAAGUCCGAGGUGCACUACAUAACAUGUUUGAAGUGGCAAGUAUCUUGACUAUUUUUAUUUCGUAUGACCGUCGGACAGCCACCAUCGAUUUGGCCAAGAACUGCCUCACGAUGGCUCGAACCAUGGCUAUCUCUUAA
This is a messenger RNA of Cooperia oncophora, 423 nucleotides long. The record is from the annotation of a GenBank genome assembly. NCBI's taxonomy places the organism in Eukaryota, Metazoa, Nematoda, Chromadorea, Rhabditida, Trichostrongylidae.